GCGUUCGCUCACUCCAGCUGCAGCCACUCUCGCCCGUGGCUGCUUCCUCCAUCCUGGUAUUUUUUGGAGCCUCCAUCCUGGUUCUUCCAAAGUGCCCGGACCCAAAACAGGAAUGUUGCAGAACAUGGGGGAGAAACAAUCUGGAUAACAUGAAAGUGAUGCGGCUGGAUAAGGGAAGGCAACUUGAUUCUGUGGGAAGGGCUAUAGCUGAUCCAACCGUUGUUUAGAUUUGAGUAUGAGCACAGUUGAAGAGGAUUCUGACACAGUAACAGUAGAAACUGUGAACUCUGUGACAUUGACUCAGGACACAGAAGGGAACCUCAUUCUUCAUUGCCCUCAGAAUGAAGCUGAUGAAAUAGACUCAGAAGAUAGUACUGAACCUCCACAUAAGAGACUUUGUUUGUCCUCUGAGGAUGAUCAGAGUAUUGAUGAUUCUACUCCUUGCAUAUCAGUUGUUGCGCUCCCACUUUCAGAAAAUGAUCAGAGCUUUGAGGUGACUAUGACCGCAACCACAGAGGUGGCAGAUGAUGAGAUUACUGAGGGAACGGUAACACAGAUCCAGAUUUUACAGAAUGAACAACUAGAUGAAAUAUCUCCUUUGGGUAAUGAGGAAGUUUCAGCAGUUAGCCAGGCUUGGUUUACAACUAAAGAAGAUAAGGAUUCUCUAACUAACAAAGGACAUAAAUGGAAGCAGGGGAUGUGGUCAAAGGAAGAAAUUGAUAUUUUGAUGAACAAUAUUGAACGCUAUCUGAAGGCACGCGGAAUAAAAGAUGCCACAGAAAUCAUCUUUGAGAUGUCAAAAGACGAAAGAAAAGAUUUCUACAGGACUAUAGCAUGGGGUCUGAACCGGCCUUUGUUUGCAGUUUAUAGAAGAGUGCUUCGCAUGUAUGAUGACAGAAACCAUGUGGGAAAAUAUACACCUGAAGAAAUUGAGAAACUCAAGGAGCUCCGGAUAAAGCAUGGCAAUGACUGGGCAACAAUAGGGGCGGCCCUAGGAAGAAGUGCAUCUUCCGUCAAAGAUCGGUGCCGACUGAUGAAGGAUACUUGCAACACAGGGAAAUGGACAGAAGAAGAAGAAAAGAGACUUGCAGAGGUGGUUCAUGAGUUGACGAGCACUGAGCCAGGUGACAUAGUCACACAGGGUGUGUCUUGGGCAGCUGUGGCUGAACGUGUGGGUACCCGCUCAGAAAAGCAGUGUCGUUCUAAGUGGCUCAACUACUUGAACUGGAAACAGAGUGGGGGUACUGAGUGGACCAAGGAAGAUGAAAUCAAUCUCAUCCUCAGGAUAGCAGAGCUUGAUGUAGCUGAUGAAAAUGACAUAAACUGGGAUCUGUUAGCUGAGGGAUGGAGCAGUGUCCGUUCGCCACAGUGGCUUCGAAGUAAAUGGUGGACCAUCAAAAGGCAAAUUGCAAAUCAUAAGGAUGUUUCAUUCCCUGUCUUAAUAAAAGGUCUUAAACAGUUACAUGAGAACCAAAAAAACAACCCAACACUUUUGGAGAAUAAAUCAGGAUCUGGAGUUCCAAACAGUAAUUCCAAUUCCAGUGUACAGCAUGUUCAGAUAAGAGUUGCCCGGUUGGAAGAUAAUACAGCCAUCUCUCCAAGUCCUAUGACAGCGUUGCAGAUUCCAGUUCAGAUCACCCAUGUCUCUUCAACAGACUCCCCUGCUGCUACUGUUGACUCAGAAACAAUAACACUAAACAGUGGAACACUACAGACAUUUGAGAUCCUUCCAUCUUUCCAUUUACAGCCCACUGGCACUCCAGGCACCUACCUACUUCAGACAAGUUCAAGUCAAGGCCUUCCCCUAACUCUGACUGCUAGUCCCACUGUAACCCUGACAGCUGCUGCUCCUGCUUCUCCAGAACAGAUCAUUGUUCAUGCUUUAUCCCCAGAACAUCUGUUGAACACAAGUGACAGUGUCACAGUGCAAUGUCACACACCAAGAGUCAUCAUUCAGACUGUUGCUACAGAGGAUAUCACUUCUUCCAUAUCCCAAGCGGAACUGACAGUAGAUAGUGAUAUUCAGUCAUCUGAUUUCCCUGAGCCUCCAGAUGCACUAGAAGCAGACACUUUCCCAGAUGAAAUUCAUCAGCCUAAGAUGACUAUAGAGCCAUCAUUUAAUGAUGCUCAUGUAUCCAAAUUCAGUGACCAAAAUAGCACAGAACUGAUGAACAGUGUUAUGGUCAGAACAGAAGAAGAAAUCUCUGACACCGACCUUAAACAAGAAGAAUCCCCCUCUGAUUUAGCCAGUGCUUAUGUUACUGAGGACUUAGAGUCACCCACCAUCGUAGAACAAGUUGAUCAAACAACUAUUGAUGACGAAACAAUACUUAUCGUUCCUUCACCACACAGCUUUAUCCAGGCAUCUGAUGUUAUUGAUACUGAAUCUGUCUUGCCUUUGACAACACUAACAGAUCCCAUACUCCAACAUCAUCAGGAAGAAUCAAACAUCAUUGGAUCAUCUUUGGGCAGUCCUGUUUCUGAAGAUUCAAAGGAUGUUGAGGAUUUGGUAAAUUGUCAUUAGUUCAUUCUUAGAAACAGGUAGUUAAAGCAAARAAGCCACACUGUUAAUUACAAUAUCUCCAAAGAAAUAGGAGCAACCUCCCUUUUACCAUUCCUCUGGCUUUUAAAUAGCUACAAUGCUUAAGCCAUGCACAUUGUUGCUGCUAUGAUUUUUUACCUCCUUUUAAGUAUAUCUGAGGUCCAGUUUAAUGACAGUGUGUAGGUGAGUAGAAUCUGGAAGAUUUAACUGCACAGAUCCUUGUGUUUACUGUUAAUUGUCAGGACAGAAUUUCAUUUACUCAGCUACUGAGAAGUUUUUUUAAAUCACCAAAGCAGUAAUAUUCAUCUCUGCAGAUAAACAAUGGCACUCUUAAUUAACAUUCUCAAGUAGGCCUGGUUGUAUUUCAGAGAAGUCAUAUCAACAUGGUCUAGAGCUAUCAGUGACCUUCUUCAAAAAGAUUAAAUAGUAUUGAGCCUUGACCAGCAUAAAAUACAGAGACCUAAUUGUGUUGCAGUUACUUUUGGUUAACCCAUUGCUGGCAGUGGGAGCUGGUUCAGGCAGGGUAAAGAGGACAGCAUUAGAGUCAAGAAAAUUCACUACAGGUUUUUUAUUACUUUUAAAGGGAAUAUGGGUAAGAGUAGUAAACAACCCACUGGUAACUAAGCAGUUUCACCCCCUCAUCAGAAACCACUGUUAUUAGUUUACAGAGUUAGCACUUUGAAGUAAAAUUAAACCAAAUAUGGAAAGAGAUAAUAUUCCCCAAUACCAUGACUGUUUAUUACAUGUUUUAUGACAUAGACUAUCCAGAAAAUAUUUGAGGGGGUAUCAGAGUUUGCCAUUCACUUAGUGCACUAGCUGGUGGAGGUACAAUAUAACUGCUCCCUCUCCAGCAAUUUUUAAAAACAAAAUAAAAUUUGCUUCUGUAACAAAAGGAAAUAAA
Messenger RNA from Urocitellus parryii (Arctic ground squirrel), 3443 nucleotides. RefSeq names its product cyclin D binding myb like transcription factor 1 (gene Dmtf1). NCBI's taxonomy places the organism in Eukaryota, Metazoa, Chordata, Mammalia, Rodentia, Sciuridae. Gene Ontology annotation, cellular component: nucleus. Gene Ontology annotation, biological process: regulation of transcription by RNA polymerase II. The record is from RefSeq and is a predicted model, not a curated record. Gene Ontology annotation, molecular function: RNA polymerase II cis-regulatory region sequence-specific DNA binding; DNA-binding transcription factor activity, RNA polymerase II-specific.